AUGAUUCCAUACCUUUUGGCCUUGUGCUUCAAUUUCUGUUUGGCGCUGGCCGCCAGCAGAACUUCCGCUCCUAGUGGUGCCCUUGUCGUCUCCAAAGCCCCUACCAAAGGCCAAUACUCCAAGAUCCAGGAUGCAGUAAACGCUCUCUCAACCUCUUCUACUACAGCCCAAUCCAUCUUUAUUGAAGCCGGCACCUACAACGAACAAGUCUACAUUGCACCUCGCAAAGCUGCACUUACUAUCUAUGGCUACUCGGAGAACACGGCCGACUAUAAUCAGAACGUCGUUACCAUCACUCAGAAAUUGUCGCUCAAUGAGGUUGCUACUGAUGACUUGACUGCUACUCUGCGAGCAUGGUCUACAAACUUCAAGCUCUACAAUGUCAAUCUUGCAAACACUUAUGGACAAGGCAAGCAAGCUCUUGCUCUGAGCGCCUCAGCUGCUAACCAAGGCUACUAUGCAUGUAAAUUCUUAGGGUACCAAGAUACCAUUCUCGCUCAAACCGGCACCCAGCUUUUCGCAAAAAGCUACAUCGAAGGCGCUACAGACUUUAUCUUCGGCCAACACGGCUUAGCCUGGUUCUCUUACUGCGACAUCCGUGUGUUGGCUGCAAGUCUAGGAUUCAUCACUGCUUCAGGACGUGCUUCCAAUGAAGCUGGAUACUAUGUUUUGGAUCACUGUUCCAUUGCUGCUAAGAGCGGAGCUUCCGUGCCCAAGGGUGCAUACUACCUAGGCAGGCCUUGGGGUGACUAUGCGAGGGUUGCCGUGCAGUAUACUUCCAUUUCGAAUGUUGUCAAUGCAGCUGGCUGGCAUGUUUGGAGCACUUCGGAGCCCAACACUGAUCAUGUUACUUUUGGCGAGUAUGGCAAUACUGGGGACGGUGCUGCUGGAACUAGAAGUUUCGAGACGAAGCUGAGUAAGGCUGUUGCUAUCACUGAUGUUUUGGGCAGUGGGUAUGCCAGUGCUUGGUAUGCAAGUGUCUGA
Molecule: messenger RNA, 984 nt
Organism: Aureobasidium melanogenum CBS 110374
Lineage: Eukaryota; Fungi; Ascomycota; Dothideomycetes; Dothideales; Saccotheciaceae
Product: pectin lyase-like protein
Exons: 3
Coding region: 1-984 (327 amino acids)
Biological process (GO): cell wall modification
Molecular function (GO): pectinesterase activity
Source: RefSeq, a predicted model, not a curated record